Cylindrotheca closterium is the source of this 5868-nucleotide messenger RNA. The record is from the annotation of a GenBank genome assembly. Lineage: Eukaryota; Bacillariophyta; Bacillariophyceae; Bacillariales; Bacillariaceae.
AUGAUGCCAUCCUCCUCAUGGGACACUUUAUCGUACGAUGAGCUACUAGAGAAAAAGCGGACAUUUCGAAGUCGACUUGAUGCUAUUGAAGUUUCAGAUCCCAUUCAACGUUCAAGCAAACAGGCAACUACAUUCAAUAGUUUUCCUUUCAACCCGAAGGUAGACACGCACUGGGACUUUGUGAUGAAGGAGAUGAUGUGGUUGGGUGAUGAUUUUCAAGGUGAGCGAAAACGGCAGCUCUCUUUAGCGAAAAAGUGUGCUUCAUCGGUGAAGCAGUAUCACAAGACAAAGGAAACACGAAGGCUGAAGGAGCUGCAAAAUGCAGCCUCAAAGCAACGAAGAAUGGGAGCCAAAAUUGGCCGCGAUGUCAAAAGCUGGUGGUCCAAGAUCGAAAGAGUCAUAUCGUAUAAACAGAAGCUGAAGGCAGAUGAGCAACGAGAAAGGGCAAUGAAUACGCAGCUGAUCCUCCUUGUGCAGCAAACAGAACGGUACAGUGCGUCGCUGUCCGGCGCAUUGGAUAUGGAAACUUCCAAUAGUUAUGAUAGUCCGAACGAUGUCGUGGAGACGAACAAAACCAAGGCGCAACGGGAACGCUUGACGAUCGAGGCUUCGCUGGCCAUGGAACGAAAACGGAAAUCAAAAGAAAGAGUGCGUGACUACGCUAGAAUGAAGUUGGACGAUCGGGAGUUCUACGGAGAAUCUACUGUAUCAGAUGCUGCCUCAGAUGUCUCAUACCAACCAGAGAGUGACACGGAUGACGAAUCAACAAUUAAAGCAGCGAUGGAUGACGAACUUCUUUCCCGCGUCCGUACUCAAGAUUCUGAAGAGCAUGCUGUGUACCAAACAGAUCUUCUUGAGUUGCGCACACUACACGAAGAAGCUGCGAUGGAAAUCAACCAGUUGAUGAUGCGAUUUCGACCAGAAGGGAAAUCAGAUUUUGCGUCGGAGGAAAAGCGACGCAACAGCUUCAGUGGACAAGGAAAACAUGUAAGGUUCCGACGCCAACAAGAAAUAAGAACUGAAGAAACGGACAGAGGAAAAUUGACUUGCGGAAAAUUGAAUGCUUUGGUCCCAGCCUGUAACGCUGUAAACGAUACAGGGCUGGGUAUUGAAGGAGAAGUUGAUCAGGACUUUUCGGACCAAGAUCCGGAAGUCGACGAUGAGACUACGAUUGCAGAGGAAGAGAGGCUUGCACAGAAAAUGGCGGCGCACCAGGAAAUCACCUUGCUUGAGGACGAAAGCAAAAUGUCGAUCACAGACCUCCUCAAGCUUUAUUAUGGAACAGCUAAUGAUCCAAGUGUGAAAGCACCAGUGAUUGCUGGGGUGGAUACGCAUAGUGACCUUGAAGCGGCAGAAAAUGAGCAAAGAGCAUGUGUACCGGUAGAAGAAAAUUUGCUGGAACAGAAAUCUGGUGAAUUGUUGACUGAACAACGGAAGAUCGAUAACUUCCUCCAAACUGGAAGAUCAAAAAAUGAAGCAAGCAUUUCUGGAGACUACGCAGGCCUAGUUUCCACAACUCACCCAACCCCACGGAGAGGAUCGGUCGGUUUUUUAAAUGUCACAGAAGUACAAAACGACGAGUAUCAACCAACAAAUGACAGGGAAGUAGACGACGAAAGAACAAUUGCUGCAGAAGAAAAGCUUGGCCAAGACCUGAGCUAUGAGGACGAAUUGUCGUUACUGAAGCGGGAGAAUGAGAUGUCCAUAGAGGCGCUGAGGGCGAUGUACACAAAUCAUCCUAGUGGAAACGAAGCGAACGAUGAAGACGACCAAUCGAAUGUGGUGAUACAUAGUGCAUGCAAAUAUUCUGCUCCUACCGAGAGCGACCACAAUCCUCCAUCAGGCACAAGUGUCUUCAACCAGAAGGAGAGUAAUAAAUCCGACAUUGUAAGAAAACGAGACAGCACACUUGGGGAUGGCGAAAAGGCACUUCAUGCGUUGGAGACGUCAGCAACACGUGCUCGAACCACUAUGGCAAGUCGACCAUAUCUGCUAGCUCGCUGGGUGCAGUUAAGGAAGUAUCAGCAGGUUGGUCUGAACUGGUUGGUAUCUCUGCAAUCAAGAAGCUUAAACGGUAUCCUUGCUGAUGAAAUGGGUCUAGGGAAAACCCUUCAGACAAUAUCCCUGCUUUCGUACUUGGCAUCGUACAAAGGUAUCUGGGGACCACAUUUGGUUGUGGUUCCUACAUCAGUGAUAAUCAAUUGGGAGACUGAACUGAAGAGGUUUUGCCCUGCUUUGAGAGUUCUUUGUUAUUACGGCUCAGCAAAAAGGAGGAAAGAGUUGCGGGCUGGGUGGACACAGACAAAUUGGUACCACGUUGUCAUCACGUCUUAUCAACUUGCUGUCCAAGAUGCAUUUGCAUUAAAGAGGAAAAAGUGGUAUUACUUGAUUCUUGACGAGGCACAGAAUAUUAAGAAUUUCCAGAGUCAACGUUGGCAAACUCUAAUCAACUUCAACACACAAAGACGGCUUCUGUUGACAGGUACCCCUCUCCAGAAUAGUCUGAUGGAGCUUUGGUCCCUCCUUCAUUUUCUCAUGCCAUACAUUUUCCAUUCACGGAAAGAAUUUUCAUAUUGGUUUUCAAAUCCAAUGAACAGUAUCAUUGAAGGAAAAACAAAUCUCAACGAUGGAAUCAUAAAGAAGUUACAUGGUAUCAUUCGCCCUUUUAUUCUUCGGCGUCUCAAGAAAGAAGUCGAAACUCAAAUGCCUGGAAAAUUUGAGCAUAUUGUUAAAUGCCAGCUAUCAAGGCGUCAGAUGCAACUUUACGAGGAGUUUUUAUCGCGAUCUUCCACACGUCAGGCUCUUCAGAGAGGGGGGAACUUCAUGGGGAUGAUGAACGUCCUCAUGCAGCUACGAAAGGUGUGCAAUCAUCCGGACCUCUUUGAGCCUCGUUCAAUAAUGACUCCAUUUGUUGUUCAAGGAGUUCGGGUGCCUGUGCCUGGUUCUAUUUGCUUCAUUCAGCCUGGUAGCAAUACUUCUUUGUCUAUCAGUGAAUUCAUCUUGAAACCACUUUGGAGCAGGAACAGCAGUUUCCCAACUGUAAAAGCUGGUUUACAAAGUAGUGAUCAAGUGGCUUUUCAGCGGCAUUCAGUGAGGGCAAACCUGGACAAGCAAUCACUGAUCUUGUCCCACAACUGCAGUGAAUCGCAAGAUGAACUCCAGGCACUAAUACAUGAGGUCACUGCAAUAAGGAAAAGGAAAGAGUCAACCAAAAUGCAAUUUCAAGACACAGUCAACUCUCGACGCUGCACGCCUUGUCCAUUUCCAUAUCCACAAUCUCUGCAAGAUGCAGUGGAUGUUGAAGUUGAUAUUUUCCAUCGUGUUGGUGCUUCAGAACUGAGGAAGAGGGAGAUAUUAUCCACCCCUGCAAGUCUUCUUCGUAUUAGGAAGCUAGAACAGCAAAGAGCAAAUCAAUUUGAUGGUUCAUUAGAAAAAAUUGUUGUGUGUGUGCCCAGAGUUGGAGCCAGCGCAGCAAUCAUUGAGACAACCAGUUCUGUUCCCUAUCAAUUCUCUAGUCAGUACCAAAAGGAUGCUAAAGAUUUCUUGGAGGGUCCACUUGGAGCAGCAAUGCAACCAUAUAGCAAGGUUCUUGCGCGCCUUUCUGCUUUCUUUCCAGACAGAAAGCUUGUCCAGUAUGAUUCUGGCAAACUCCAGAAGCUCGCGGAAUUGCUUCGAGGUUUGCAGCUAGGGGGGCAUCGUGCUUUAAUAUUUACGCAGAUGAGCAAAAUGCUUGACAUCCUUGAGACAUUUUUGAAUAUUCAUGGAUAUACAUACUUAAGACUUGAUGGUUCUACUGGCAUUGAUCAACGUCAGAGAUACAUGGACCGGUUCAACAAUGAUGAAAAAAUAUUUUGCUUCAUCUUGAGCACAAGAAGUGGUGGAAUGGGGAUAAAUCUCACUGGAGCAGAUUCAGUCAUUUUCUAUGACAGUGACUGGAACCCUGCAAUGGAUGCUCAGGCUCAAGAUCGUGCACAUCGAAUUGGACAGACCCGCGAAGUGCAUAUCUAUAGACUUGUCACUGAACAUACUAUAGAAGAAAACAUCUUGAUGAAGGCAAAUCAGAAAAAGAGAUUAGAUAUAAUGGUUAUGGACCAAGGCAAAUUUGAUGCAUCACUGCUUUCCAGGGAGAAUGGUAGUCAAGUGAAACAUGCAUACACAAAGGGUGGGCUUCAUGACAUUAUUGGAGUGAACAAAUCUCACGACUUUCCUGGAGAUGAUGAUAUGGAGCUUGCACAGGGCACUGUAAAUAUCAGUAACGAAGAAAUGGAAAUGGCUAUGGCAUCUCUGGAGGAUGAUGAUGACGUGCAGGCGUUACUAGGUGCACACCGAGAAGCUGCUGAAGUUCUCAAAGAAUUUGAUGACUCUGCAGAGGUGAAGGAGGAAGAAGACAAUGAGGAGGAGGCUGAUUGUGACAUCAAAGACCCAUCUAUUGUCCAACCAGCAAAACGAAGAAAGUUGGGGCAUUUUGCAUCUGAGAAAGGUUCAGAUGAGCAAAUGUCUUCACACCAGGAGAUAGAGAAGGAUUUUGCCACAUGGCAAAGUACUGUAGGUUUGGAUGCAGCAGCUAUUGAUAGAGCAUUGGCACCAGUGGAGAGGUAUGCCCUCAAUCUUCGAGAAGAAAUUGAUCCGUUUUUCUCCCCAUUUCAUAAUAGGGAGGAGUCACUCGAGGUAGUGCAAUUGCAGGAUGACCCUGAUAUUGAUCAGAUUGAAAGGAUGAAAUCAUACGAAGAAGAGCAAGCCAUCAGCAAUGGUGACCUUUUGGGGACAUGCCCUCAGCCUGAGUCGUUGAUUAGGCAACGGAAUCUCUAUCAGAGGGAGCGCAUGCGUUUGCUUUCUGAAAAGAAACGUCGUCAGCUUACUGGCGAGAGUUGGUCUACCAAAGUUGAUGGCAUAACAGAAACUUCAUUUUGGUACAAUUACGACACAGGCGAAGCAUUGUGGAACAAACCAAAUGUUCUGCUUCAGAUUGAGGAAUACAAUAUGGCAAUGCUGAGAGGGUGGUGCUCUCUACCUCUCAAGGCGUUGGUUAAUAUCAUGGAUUACUUGGUCCCAUUUAAAGAUCGUCAGAAAUGUGCAUCAGUCUGCCUGCAUUGGAAAGCAGCUGCCAAUGACAUUCGAUUUGUAAGACAUGUUUAUCCAGUUGAGAUGGGUGCUAUAAGUUGUGACACAAAGAGACUGCACAAUCACUACAGAACACUGGACGAAGUUAUGAUGGUUGCCUUGCCAGGUGAUACAAUAGAGCUUUCUGACGGGCACUAUUGGGUGACAGAACCUGGUCUUGUGGUUGAUAAACCCCUCAAGUUUGUGGGGGAUGAAAAGAACCCAUCAAAUGUUGUAGUUGAAAUAGCAGGAUCUCUAGGGUGGAAAGCAAAGGGAGGAAGGAUGGAAGGGAUCACUUUCCGCAGGUCUGCAAUUUCCACACAUUCCAAGGUGCCUCAUCCAAUUUUGAAUGUGACAGGUAUUGGGAGAGUAGACAUCAGCAAUUGUGUUUUUGACAAUGGCAUGUAUGCAGGUUCAGUAACUAUACUUUCUGGUAGUGGCUCCAAAGGGUCAUGGAGAGCUGUUCAUAUCAGAAAUGGUGGUUCACAUGGUGUAGAAAUGGAAGGCAAUAUCAAUCUUGACAUGAAGAAGUCAUUUGUUAGUGGGAAUUGUGGGAACGGCAUAAAGUGUUCACAUCAAUCAAUGCUGUCUCUUUACGAAACAAAGGUAGCAAACAACCUUGGUUUUGCUCUCCAAUGCCAAAGCGGCUCCAGAGCAGAUAUCACCAAUUGCUGCUUUGACAAGAACAGAAAGGGUAUCAUUUUCAAAGAAGUAGGAUGUGUCGUUGCUUGCAGUGGUAAAUACAGCAUGGGUUUUGAAAGCUCCUGA